Messenger RNA from Owenia fusiformis, 297 nucleotides. NCBI's taxonomy places the organism in Eukaryota, Metazoa, Annelida, Polychaeta, Sabellida, Oweniidae. The record is from the annotation of a GenBank genome assembly.
AUUGCUGUCUGUGAUUCCGCGAAAAUGAAUGCUUGGAGAAUUGUGAUGAUUGUGUAUAAAGCAAUUGUGUUGCUAGUUGCUACAUUCAUUACAUGGCCCGCCUGGCUCGCUGCCCAUGGAAAGGGAUAUGUGACGGACCAGUAUCUUGGAAUCUGUAUUUAUGUGACCGUUCUUGCUGCCUUGAUUGGUGUUCCUAUCACACUUACUCUUGGACCUAAUCCAUCCGCACACUAUGGUGUUGCUGGGGGUUUUAUUCUGCUUUGUACCAUUUCCACUGGAAUUGCCAUACUUUGUGCU